AUGUCGGCAGGAUACCGAUCAGGAAACAUGCCUGGCGAAGUAUUGUUCCAGUGGUUUUCGUGUUGUGUAAACCAACGUACCCAACAGGUAAUUAUAAUAAAAGCAUAAUUACUGUGUAUAUACUAUUAUAUUUUAUGUGUAUCAUUGUUUUAGUGAAUACCUAUUGCAUGCCCAUUACCCAUCUCUCAAAGCUCUGUAAUCAGUUAUACUAACCCCUCUUCAUAACUUUUGAACUUUGCCAAUUACUCCUUCUCCUUUCUCCUCUUUAGUGAGAGAAUUUCCAAAAAAAAAUAAUUUUUUCUUACAAAAUCGACUAUAAUUCAAUCAUUUUUUAUUUAUUUUCUUGUGGAUAGUUUCCAAGAGACACACAUUCAGUAAUACUAAUAAUCAAAACUUUACUCUUCUAAAUGUCCAAUGAAUAUUGCUGUGUGUGUCCAUUUGGACCACAGAAUACCUCCUUAAAAAAUACGCCGGUGUUGAAAAAAGAUGCUUAUCUAAAAUCGUUAUUGAUGUAAUAUAAUAUUACCUAAUGUACAUUUAAUCCACAUAUAGUAAAAAUUAAUAAUAUACUGUUGCUCUAUCGUGCAUUUCUUCACGUAUACUUUAUAUGAGCACAUUCGAAUCACUGCCUCCCAUAUUAGUUAGUUAUAAUUUUCUGUACCAAAAUAUAAAUUAAUAAUUGUGAUAUGGACGAAAAUCUGAUGAAGGAGAAAAUUAAAUAAAAAGCAUAGUUAAAAAAAAAAAAAAUUAAAUAAAUAAAUAUUAAUAUAGUAUAAUAUCACUAAACUACUAUAUCCAACCAAAUUGACUCCCCUACCAUGUUGAAAUUAAUUUCUGUGUAACUCCACAUCAUACUCGUUUUUCUGUUCUCUUUCAUAUCCUUCAUAUACAUAUCUAACAGUUUCUUUCUAAAUCAUUGUUUUGAAUCAUUAUACAAUUAUGUGACUAUUGUGUAAUUUACUGUACUUUUCAAUUGUAUUACGGAAAAACGGGAAAAUGUACGAAAACGAUGCUUUUAUUAUUUUUAAUCUUGUUUUUGUUGUAAUUCAGUUCAAAAUGUUUGAAGGCUUAAAAUUUGGAUAAAAACGUUAAAUUUGCCUUUUCUAGACGUGGUAAAAUUGUUAAAUUAUUUAUACAGACAUUUUAAUUUUGUGAGUUUUUAACGUAAUUUUUAUUCAGUAGAUACUCUAGUAUCUACCGAAUAUCUACAAAUCUAGAUAAAAUUGUCAGACCAAACAGAAAUGCUUGAGAUUCAUUAUAAGUUGUAUUUAGUGAUCAUUGAUUAACAAGAAAAAGAUGAAUUUAAUGUAUUUUUUUUUAUAAGAAUUUUAAUAUCAAAUUUUAAUAAAAAUCGCAAAUAUUACGUCUUUUUAAAAAAACAUGUAUCUUUAACCAUUUACCAUAACCAAACUCCGCUUUUCUUAAGCAAUGAUUAAUCGUUGUAUACACAUAUAUAUUAAAUUUCCCUCUAUAUACUACCUUUCCUCACUUACAACAGUGGCCCAUCCAUCGUGCGAAGUAAGUCCGUCUUUUUUUGGUUUGACAUUAAAUGUAGUAGAGUGUGCUAUAGAAAUGUAUGUAUGUAUGUCAUGUUGCAACGAGCUCAAAUAUGAAAUUUGAAAGUUUUUUUUUUUUGUAAAUUGUAUCAAUGCGUAAAAAAAAGUAAUUUCGUGGUCCAUGUAUCUGUUUAGUUGAUCUAUACUAUCGGCGACGAUAUAAUAGGUAUACCUGCUCUCCCUCACGACCCGCUGACAUUGAAAUUUUACUUCCCUUUCUUGUGGAGGAACGAAUCGAAAAUAAAUAAAUACAAAUUCCUCCGUUUGUGCCGACACCGUAUACAGUAAGGAAAUAAAAAAAUUAAAUUCCAAAAAUGGCCGUUAUAAAUAAACUGGUUUUUCGGUGACUCGUUUUUACCAAAUGGUUUCCGUAGAUUAUGGCAUUGUAAACAUUAUUUUUUUGUACAAUAUUAUAGAAUAUUAUCUUGUUUUAUUAUUAUUAGGACAGAUAUUUAUGUGUCCUAAAAACCUUUAAAAAAUACAGUACUAAAAGUAUGCAAUAAAUGUACCAAAAUAUACACCCUUACAGUAAACUAAAAAAGGAAAUUGGAAAUUAUAAAUAAAAUCAAAUGGAAAUCCUAAAAUAUUAUUUUAUAAUAUAUUAUAAGUAGGGCAGAGGUCUUGUAGCUCUAAAAAAGCACUAGAUAUGCAAGCACUUAUGAACUUAAUAAUCCUAUAAUAUGCACUAAAAAUAUGCUCAUAUAUUUUUUUUAAGUAAUUUAUUUAAAUAUAUAUAUAUAUGUAUAUCAUUUUUUACAAAAUUGUUAAUAAAAUUUAAUUUCUUGAAAAUUCUUCUUCUGAUCUUAAAAAAAUGUUCCGUGUUAAUUGCUUAUAAAUAAAAUUGAUCUAAUCGUUAACCCUCAAGACGCGUUUCAAAGAAAAACCAUAUUAUAUGAUUAUAAAAAACCAUAAUAUCUAUACAAUAAAAAUUUAAUUAAUUUUAAUUUCAACAAUAUUUUGGUUGUAUGUAAGAUGAAAUUAAAACGUCGACGGAAAAAUAUUGAUUAAAAGAUAAAUUAUUUGAAAUAUUCUUCUAAAAGUAUAAAAUGGAAGAAAUAUGACAUAAAAUAAAAUAUAACCCGAAAUAUGCAUUUAUAUGCAAAAUAAAAUUUCAUAACUAACUUUGUGAAACUUUGCUAUUUUUGUUAAUGUUUUAAAAAAAUAUGCAAAUGCUACAAGUCUUCUGACCUAAUUAUAAGUAAUACAUUAUUUAAAAAAACAUAUCCCUACAACAUUUACAAACAUAUUAAAAAAAUAAAAUGUUUGAAUUUUAAUAUUUAUUAUUGUAUUGAGUUAUUUGUGAUUCUUUGUGGGUUGAGUUGAAAAUAUUUAAAAAAAAUGUACACAAUUCUCAAAUAUGCUCUAAAAAUUUAUAAAAUCUUAAAAUAUACCUUAAAAAUAAAAAACACCAAAAUAUGUAAAAUAUAAUUUUGUAUAUAGAUUAUUAUAAAAUCGUUAGAUCCUCGUGUUAGUACAAACUAGAUAUAUUUUUGGACUGUGUAUCUGAUUAAUUAUUGUUAUAUCAGAUGUAUACCUUAGAGACAGAUUAAAAGCUUUUUCCCAGAUAACCUUUGAAAACAUCGUAUAAUUUUCAUCGCGUCAAGUGUAACUGAGACAUACGUCGGAAUUUUGCUUAAUAUUUUUUUUCGUCUACAAGAUGUUAUUAUUAUCAAUUAAAAAAAAAUAAUUUUUAGGGCAAACGUCAUGUGAGACGAGUACGCAUCGAUCGAUCGAUGAUCGGAGCGCCUACAAAUUUCCGGCACACCGGACACAUUGGUUCUUCUGACGUCGAGAUGGGAUCGUCCAAAUUGGAUGCCAUCCACGGGCAGAUGCAGUCGAAAGGCGGUUACGAAGCCACCAUUGAAGUAAUAAUUAAUAUUUAUUACGAUAAUGAUGAUAAUAUACUUUUGAAUCUAAGUGUAGCGAAGAAAGUAUUUUUUUCAUUGAUUUUAGAAUAUAUUCAAUAGUUUUUGGCUUUCUUUUGUGGUUAGUAAAAUUGAUCUGAUUUUUUAUUUCAUAUAUUAAAAGAUAUGGAUUUUUCGACUGAUUAUUAUUUACUGGUAUUAUUUGAAACAAUUUUCGAAAUUUCUCUAAUGCUUUUGGUUAGACGAAUGUUGCAAUUUUUCGCACAAUACAUCAAAAGAGGCGGAAUUUCUACUCAUUGGUACUUUAUUUGAAAUUUUCAAUAGAUUACCUCUAGUUAUUUAUUUUUUUUUUCAUUUCUUGAUUCCCUUAACAACAAUUUUAAACACAUGACUUAUACUGCUACUCUCAGAAUUUUUAGUUAGUAGUAUAAUUUGCCUAUAUAAACAAAAUAUAGGAUCUGCUACCUUCUCAACUACCCACCUACAACAAUUACAUAUCUGUAAGCAGUAACAAUUUUUUUUUUUUUCAUGUUCUGAUAGCCGUUACCCCUUUAUUCUAUCAGAGUUUUUUAGUAAUCGUUGCCAUUGUCAGUAAUAGCAAAAUUAAUUUUUAUAGGUUUCAUUGGAACAUCUAAAACAUAAAACACUAUGUGGUCUAUUUCAAAUAUAAUAAUAUUCUUUCAAUAUGAUAAUUUAUAGCGUCCCUGUGUUUUGAUCUAUAGACCUUUUUUUUUUUUUUGCAGACCAAUUAA
This is a messenger RNA of Cinara cedri, 4173 nucleotides long. NCBI's taxonomy places the organism in Eukaryota, Metazoa, Arthropoda, Insecta, Hemiptera, Aphididae. The record is from the annotation of a GenBank genome assembly.